UAAUAAGAUUUGAGUGACAUGGAGCACAGGUGAUUUCGGCAUAUGUGACUCAUGAACACGGGGUGUUGUAGGGAGCGGGUCAGUUGUUGGGUGAGGUCAGUGAGGAGCUGGGGUGGAGGAGGUGCUAGACUGAUACAUUCUGACACCAGACCUUCCUUCUUCACUUAUAAAUGCUGCUCAGUGAGGGAGAGAUACUAGAAGAGCCAGGAUUCCAGUGCAGCACUGCUAGUAGGGACAGCUUUCAGCUCCAGCACCCAGGACAGCUCCAGUCCCAGCUUCAGCACAAAGGACAGGUUCAAGCUCAGCUUCAGCACCAUAGACAGGUCUAGGUCUUAGUUUGCAACAUCCCGGACACCACUAUAGAAAAGCCAUGGAAGGAGCAUUGAUCUUCUGGAGAUACCGAACCCUCUUCUCCUUCAUUCUCUGCACCCUGAUCCUCUUCAAAGUCCAUUCCCAGGCAGCCCCAUCCCAGCAGCACCAGGACACAGCUCCUCUCUCCAAAGUAUACACCAGGGGCAGCCACUGGGCUGUAGGCCACUUAAUGGGUAAAAAGAGUAUAGAGGAAUAUCCUUAUAUGUAUGAUGGCGGAGACAGGACCUCAGCCGCUGGGUAUAUGGAUGGAGAUAAGUCCGUGGAAGGCUCUCAGCAUUGGAAAGAUGCCCUCCUUAAUUUAUUGAAGAUGCUGGAGGCCAGUGAUGUCAGAAAUUCCCAGUCCAUGAGAGACACAAGGUUAUAUAACAGGAAAUUCUGGGACUCCGAGGACUCUAACAACAACAACUAUAAAGAGGUGUUGGAUUACCUCUACCAGAUGAUGAAGGAGAACGCACAGAGCUGAGAAACCCAAAGGGAGGAGCAGUGUGUACCGCCGAGGAGAUUUGUGCCACAUUUGAUUGUACCAGAUGCCUGAUAUAUGAUUUCCGUCAAUGAUACUUUGUUUACAUGGUGCAUUUCCUAGUGAUAAUCUUAUCGACCCCAUGUAUCCAGAGCACGGACUUACUCGCCUGAUCUGUAAAUACCGGUCUAGGAAGGGUCUUCCUGUGACAUCAUUAUAUUUUAGCACCGCUGACAAAUUCAUCUCUUUAGUUUGUAGACACAGAAUAUUUUGAUGUUCACAAUAAAAAAACUUCA
Hyla sarda is the source of this 1128-nucleotide messenger RNA. RefSeq names its product gastrin releasing peptide (gene GRP). Gene Ontology annotation, molecular function: neuropeptide hormone activity. Gene Ontology annotation, biological process: neuropeptide signaling pathway. The transcript is spliced from 3 exons. The record is from RefSeq and is a predicted model, not a curated record. Bases 371 to 835 code for a protein of 154 amino acids. Lineage: Eukaryota; Metazoa; Chordata; Amphibia; Anura; Hylidae.